This is a messenger RNA of Olea europaea var. sylvestris, 710 nucleotides long. RefSeq names its product 60S ribosomal protein L32-1-like. Gene Ontology annotation, biological process: translation. The record is from RefSeq and is a predicted model, not a curated record. Gene Ontology annotation, molecular function: structural constituent of ribosome. NCBI's taxonomy places the organism in Eukaryota, Viridiplantae, Streptophyta, Magnoliopsida, Lamiales, Oleaceae. Gene Ontology annotation, cellular component: ribosome; cytosolic large ribosomal subunit. The transcript has 4 exons. The coding region runs from base 118 to 519 and encodes 133 amino acids.
ACCUAACAGCGCCUACUACAAAAGCUCAAAACCUAGCUCACUCUUUUAUCACCUCCGCGCGACUCAAUUUCCCACCACUAAGUCGGAGAUCUCGCUGCCGCGGCGCCACUAGAAACAAUGGCUGUUCCUUUGCUCGACAAGAAGAUUAUCAAGAAGCGUGUCAAGAAGUUCAAGAGGCAUGAGAGUGAUCGAUAUGUCUCCCUGAAGACAAACUGGCGUAGGCCCAAGGGUAUUGACUCACGUGUCAGGAGAAAGUUUAAAGGAUGCACACUGAUGCCAAACAUCGGUUAUGGUUCAGACAAAAAGACUCGCCAUUAUCUCCCUAAUGGAUUUAAGAAAUUUGUUGUCCACAAUGCCAAAGAACUCGAAAUUUUGAUGAUGCACAACAGGACAUACUGCGCAGAGAUAGCACACAAUGUGUCUACUAAGAAAAGAAAGGAAAUUGUUGAGCGUGCAGCGCAGUUGGAUGUUGUCGUGACCAACAAACUUGCUAGGUUGCGUAGCCAAGAGGAUGAGUGAGCUUUGCAAUAGCAGUUAUCUUCAAUUACUUCAUUAGGUAGCAUUAGAAGAUUUGACAGGACAGUGAUCAGGUUGAUUUUGUGUGUAUUCAGAAGUUUUUUCCUUUCUUUUUAUUAUUUUUAAACUUGUGUGGCAUGCUACUUUAUAAAUUUCUGCAAUGACAAUUUAAUUUACCUUCUACAUUUUUUUCC